This is a messenger RNA of Paramecium primaurelia, 203 nucleotides long. NCBI's taxonomy places the organism in Eukaryota, Ciliophora, Oligohymenophorea, Peniculida, Parameciidae. The record is from the annotation of a GenBank genome assembly.
AAUGAAUUAACAGCAAGAAGAAGUAGAAAUAUUUGAAAACCCUAAUUCCAAUAGAAAUUCUGAAGAAAUGAGUAAAUCCAUUUUUUCCACUGUUUUUGCAAUCAUUUACAAUUUCAGUUGGGGAAUGCUUUUUCUUAUUUUUCGACAUUACAGUAAUUAGUUUUUGGUUUUAAUUAAGAGAUGAUUCUGAAUGCCAAUUGAUU